Messenger RNA from Parasteatoda tepidariorum (common house spider), 2118 nucleotides. The record is from RefSeq and is a predicted model, not a curated record. NCBI's taxonomy places the organism in Eukaryota, Metazoa, Arthropoda, Arachnida, Araneae, Theridiidae.
UAUCAUGAUUAAUUAUUAAAUUUAAUUCUUAAACGUCGAAGUAUUUUUCAGCCUAGGUGUAAUUAGUUACCUACAGCCCAAGACCUUGGAAGAGAAUACUAGGUGAAGGCAGAACAAGAAGCCGAAACAAGGUAAGAUUCCUUGUUCAUAUAUAUUGAAUCAAUAGACGUCUUUGUUUAGUAUUCGUUAUAUGGCAUCCCUGCUGGGACGUAGUUAACUUUUUUAAUUUGAACACUUAUUCAAUUGAACUGAAAAAUAUAAAUUAGCAUUAAAUUGAAAAAAUAAACAAUGGAGGAACGGGUAACAAUUUUAAAGAAAAAAAGAGGUUUGCUUAGAUCGUCUGUUACUAAAGCACUGAAUGUAUUAGAAAAUGAACUUAAAACAGAACUGUCAGACAUCAGUGUUUUAGAAGAGUGUUUGCAUUUUUUUCUAAACAAAAAUAAAUCACUUGAAUUGAUUAACAAAGAAUUGGAAGUUUUGUUUAGAACAGAAGAGUUUGAAGACGAAUUUUCGAAAUCAGAAGAGUACAGUGAAAAAGUUGUUCGUUGUAAAUUCCGCGCCACCAAGAAAAUUCAGGAAUUAAACGAAAACAUGUCGAAUGAAAAAUCUAAAAAUAAGAAAUCCUUAGGACUUGAUGAGUCUGCAAAUUAUAAAAGUGAACAAAAAGAAAGUAUUCGAAUUAAACUCCCCAAAUUAAGCAUUCCCAAAUAUUACGGCGAGUUAAAACAAUGGCUGACAUUUUGGAACAGUUUUGAGUCGGCCAUUCAUAACAAUGACAGUCUCGAUAAAAUUGAUAAGUUUAAUUACUUAAAAGCUCAUUUGGGUGGAACUGCCCUGAAUACAAUAGAAGGUUUUUCUAUUUCUGAAGAAACAUAUGACACGGCAGUAAAAUUAUUAAAAGAAAGAUUUGCUCGAACAGAUAUUCUUAUUAACGCCCACAUGAAUAAUAUCAUAAAUAUGCAACCAUUAAAGAACUCACGUGAUGUGAUUGCUUUCCGAAAAUUUUAUGAUAACAUAAAUACCCAAAUAAGAAGUUUAGAAUCCUUAGGAUUAGUCUGUAAAAAUUACGGAAAUGUUUUAUGCCCCAUUCUCAUUAAAAUUUUACCGCCUGAUUUAGUCUUAGAAUAUAACAGACGUGAAAGUGAAACUGAAUCAGAUAUAAAAGAACUUUUGAGCUUUCUCUCCAAAGAGUUAAAUUCUAGAGAACGAUCUGCAAUAAUGAAUCGUGCGGAUGACCUUCGACCCCGCCGCUUCUCGGAAUCAUUUUCUACCAGCCGUAAGCAAAAUAUUUCCGAUACUCGAUUCAAAUAUAAUAAAUCAGAAAAUAAAAAUAAAUUCAUUUCCGCUUCAGAAUUGAUCUUUUCUGAAAUAAAUGAAAAUAUGAAUAAAAAAUUAUGCGGUUUUUGCGACUCCUCAAAACAUGAGAGUUCCGUAUGUGAAUAUGCUAAUGAUUUAUCCGUUGAAGAGAAAAAAGAUAUUUUGUUAAAGAAGGGGAUUUGUUUUAAAUGUUUAGAAAAUAAAGGCCAUAUUGCACGCUUUUGCCGUUUUAAGGUUGUGUGCAGUAGAUGCCAAGGUAAACAUCAAACUGUCUUGUGCUUUUCUAAGUUUGACCAUGAUAUUAAAGAUAAAAAUAGUCCUAAUUCUGAAGAUAACGUACUAACGAAUCAAACAUCAUCUGAAACUGUAUAUUUGCAAACAUUGAUUGUUCGUAUACACAAUAAAGGUAAAGAACACUUUAUCCGGGGAAUUUAUGAUUCAGGCAGUCAAAAGAGUUACAUUAGUAAAUUUGUAGCUGAAAGAAUGGGAUUAGAAAAAUUGGGUGAAAAAGAAAUUACUCAUGGACUUUUUGGACGAUCUCAAUCAGCAGAACUGCAUAAUCGAUUCGCUUUGCAGUUAAGUAGUAACGAUAGAAAAUAUAGUUGUGAGUUAGUUGCUAUGGAUCAAACGAAAAUCUGUACGAAUGUUCCCAGGGCUAACAAUUUUGAGUUGCAAAAAGAUCUAGAGUCAAAGGAUAUUAUUUUGACUGAUAUUUCCCCAAAAAGUAAGGAAUGUUUACAUGAAAGGAAUUUGAACGAGCACAUUUACUAUCGGGGGCCGACGUUGCAAGGAAGCUUAUAA